AAUGCACUCAUGUGACUAUCUCUUCAAGGUGAUUCAGACAUCUAAAUAAAAAGUAGUAAAAUAAAUUUAAAUUACUGCAUUUUUCGGAAACAAGGAAGUUAGAUCCCAUUUUUAAUCAGGAUGGCCGGAUACAACAACGAAUAUGUGUGGUAUAAGAGAUGAGUUCACAAGCAGACAUGCAGGAAAGAACGAUGGGGUCAGCUUCCAACAGUCUAGGUGAUACCAUCACGUCAACAACAUCAUUUACCAGAACUACGGUUCCGAAAAUGAGAUCGCAGCUCUCAGCAUCCGGGUUAUCUAAAAUCGAAAGACAUAUCCACCAAUCAGAUGUCGUGUUAGAAAAUCCAUCAAAAUAUGUGGUUGUGACAAAAUGGUUAGCGACAAUAGUUUUUGGAGUGCUUUUAUUAGUCUGCUUGGUUUCAAGUAAGCUGUCCGCAAUUGGAAUAGCAGCUAAACUUAGUGAAACCGGAAACUGCUUCACUAACCAAAAAGGCGACAAUUCAAAAAAUUGUUCUACAAGCUUCAUAUUGCUGUUAUUAAUAUUAGUAAUACCUAAUGUUCUAACUUGUUUACGUUUUACAUGGAAUAGUCUUUAUAGGAAAGAUAGAAAAUGGCCUACAAAACUAAAAAUAUUUUAUUGCAUUUGCCUUAGUCUCAUCGAAUCGUUUGGUUUAUGUUUGUUUGCGUUGAAAGUCUUGAAAAUUAAAAAAUCUGCAACAGUAGUUCUAUUAAUGGAUGGAGUUUAUAUUGGUCAUUCAGUCGUGACUGCAUUUGUAAAUAGAAGUAGAAAUAGUCAGUUUCAGUCAAUCAAAUUUGCUGUUUCCACAAUUAUGGUAGUAGCUGGUUGUGGAAUAACUAUUUUUGUUAUAGCAAACAAAAAACUCAUGGAAAGUAAGGAUUUAUGGCAUAUAUUUGUUUCCAUACUUUGUUUGUCGAUCGCGUGGCUUCCAUGGUUACGAAAGAAAAUUGUAUCCGUUGAUCAGCCAAACUCCUACCAAACGGAAGUAGCAUAUCAGGCGACUGAAAGUAGGAGUAGUGACGAGCAAAGCCAAGGAACUAUAUCAUCAAUGUAUGGCGGUAGCAGUUUAACAAGUAGCCAGCAAACAGAUGACGGUCUGAUCGAAUCAAAAGAAAAAUAUACACAUAAAUUAAUGAUUAUUUCAUCAGGAACUAAAACAGUUUCAAUGUUUCUUUUUGCCUUUUUAAUUCAAAGUGUGUUUGAUGGUUGGUCUGUAAAGGAAUGGUCCGAAGGCUGGGAUUUAAGGCUCGGUGAUCUGGAAACUACAAAUGGUCGACAGACUUAUUUUUUCAUGAUCAAUAUCAUUACUAGUAUUUUAGGCUAUGCCGUAGGUCUGUAUGUUUUACGGACACAGAUGGGUAAAGGAGGGUUUGCAGUACCCCUUCUACUCUCAACACCUAUUACCUUUGGCAUGCUGUAUAUUAAUGACUUAUGUUCUGGACUUUAUUUUGGGAAAACUGAUAUUGAAUACAGCAACAAUAUUUGCCAUACAGGAACAGAAAAUCUGGAGUUCUUGUUACCUGCCUUGCUUCUAGUCUGCAUAGGUCAAUGUCUUUCUACUGGUUACUAUGUUUACAAGAGCUCAACCAUUGUACUGCAAAAAGAAGUCAAGUUAUUUUGGAUGCCGAUGUACAACAGCAUAUUACCAGAUCAGUGGAUGUUAUUGGACAGACGGACGCAACUUAUGGACGACACACAGGAACAGCAAGAAGAACAAAUAAAAAAGACCAAAGUUUAUAUUUGUACAACUAUGUACCGAGAGACUAGAGAUGAAAUGAAACAACUUCUUGAAUCCAUUUCUCUGAUCAAUGCAGCAAAGCAAUUUGGCACGCGCCAUUUUGAAUCGCAUAUCAUUUUUGAUGGAGGGAUAAAAGGAAACGUGAUUGGAGAUAAGGCGCUGCAACUGUUAAGUUUGGUUCCUGAAGUUUUGAAAACUGGAGAUGUGGAUACCUGUACAAAAGCUGACUUCCCUUAUGGACUUCGCCUGAGUUGGAGGUUACCUGCAUCAAAAGGGGAGGGGUGUGGUCAGCCAAUGACAUUUGUUAUUCAUUUAAAGGAUAACAGAAAGGUGAAGAAUAAGAAACGUUGGAGUCAAAUAAUGUAUAUGUCAUAUAUCUUGGAUUUCCUGGUCAAAGAAGACGCGAAUGUUGAUGAUGAAACAGCUUUCAUUCUAACAACAGACGCAGACGUCAAAUUUACACCAGACUCCGUUGAAGCUUUACUUGAUUUAAUGACACGUGACACUUCUGUUGGUGCUGUUUGCGCACGCACACAUCCGCUAGGUGAAGGGCCACUGUAUUGGUACCAACAGUUUGAAUACGCUAUUGGCCAUUGGUUUCAAAAGGCUGCAGAACAUGUAUUGGGAUCAGUUUUGUGUGCCCCUGGUUGUUUCAGUGUAUACCGAGUCAGAGCUUUACGUGACAUUAUACCUACUUACGCUUCUAAUGUGGAGAAAGGAUUGGAAUUCCUGACCAAAGACAUGGGAGAAGAUAGAUGGCUCUGUACACUAAUGGUACAAAGUGGUUGGAGAAUAGACUAUUGUGCAGCUUCGUGUAACUAUACGAAUUGUCCCACGGAGUUUGACGAGUUCUACACACAACGACGACGAUGGAUAGGUUCCACGAUUGCUAACCUGUACCUCUUACUAAAAGAGGCCAAAAUUGUUAGAAAGUUAAAUCAGGGAAUAUCAAUCUGGUUCUUGGUUUAUCAGGCAGCAUUACUGGUAUCCACUGUUUUAGGACCAAGCACCGUUAUGCUUAUUAUAUCAGGAGGAUUAGCCUAUGCAUGGGGUUUAGAAGUGAUAACAACAGUCAUCAUACAGUUUAUUCUCAUUGUUUUGUACGGAAUUAUCUGUAUAAAGACUUCACAGAAGACGCAGUUACUCACGGCGAAAAUUUUGACCUUCGCCUACGCCUUGGUUAUGAUGGCCGUUGUUGUGGGUACUGCAGAACAGAUUGUAGAAAAUCUAGCCAAUAUAAACAACAAAGCGUACCAAGAUGGAAACGAUACAAUUAAUCCAACCUUCAGCCCUGAUGCCAUUAGUAAGGAUUUUCCAAUUUCCAUAACAACGGUAUAUUUUGGUUGUCUCGUGGGACUUUUUCUCGUGACUGGAAUAUGUCAUUUAGAUGAGUUUACCUGUCUGUUCCAGGGAAUCUGGUUCCUACUGUGUCUACCAUCCGGGUACAUCAUGUUGAUUAUAUAUAGUGUUGUAAACAUAACUGAUAGAUCGUGGGGUACACGUGAAGAAAAACAGGAAAAUACUAUGAAGAAGACAAGUACAUGGUAUGAAUAUAUCGGCGCUAUUCUCAGACAGAUAUUUUUCUGUUGUGAUAAACGGCAUGACCAACAUGACAAUAAACCACCGACGAGCAUAGAAACGUCAGACAUACCAUAUGUAGGCCGAAAACGGGUAUCCUCAGAAGCAAGUGAUAUAGAAGGAAGUUUUACGAGAUCCUGGCAGGGCAGGCCUACUGGAACCAUUUAUGAGCAUCAAGAAAGCAGAGAAGAUCUUCUUAAUCAAGAUGAUCCAUACACUUAUGGAGAUGAGGAUGAAAUUAUCAAAGUUGACGACUGGUUCCAACAAAUAGAUCCGGGGUUAAAGACUGAAUAUGUAGCAUUAUUCAAGAAACAUGGUUACGAUGAUACCAGCUUCAUAGCAAGUAUGACUGAAACAGAUUUGAAAAGAAUAGGAAUAAAAAAGAAAACACAGAGAACUAUGUUAGAAAAUAGAAUAAAAGAUCUUCCCGACUUUCUCAUAGAGGCCGCUGUUCCUGACAACGUAGAUACCUGGUUAAAAGACAUUGGUUUACAUCAGUAUAAAUCAGCUUUCACAAAAUGUCACAUAAAGAAAACAAAAGAUCUGGAACAGUUAAAGACGUUUGAAAAGAAAGAUAUUGAGAAUGAACUUGGAAUUACAAAAGCAGCUCAUGUGAGACGUUUACAAGAGGCAAUAAAAUACUUGAGAACGCCUACAAAAGAGGAGCUCUUGCAUGCUGAGAUAAAACAAAGACUGGACAAUGCUAUUAAACAUGACAUACAGAAAAUAAACUCUACAGAGUAUGAGUUCUGGAAACUUCUGACAGAAACACAUCUAAAACCAACAUCGGAAGCUUUUAGCCUACUGGGACAGUUAAAGAUAAAACUAGAAGAACUAAGGAACACUUGGUUGAUGAUUUUAUUAGCGGUUAACUCCCUUUGGCUAGUGUUGAUUUCAACACUUGCGUCAAAGAUAAACUUAUUAGUCCUUGGAAGUAAUCCAGUCGGUCUUGUGUUUCUACUUAUAUUCGGCGUUCUUCUUUUAGUGCAAUUUUUCUGCAUGCUAUUUCAUCGUCUUUCUACGCUUGCGCAUUUCCUUGCUCGAGCUCCUUAUAGAUUCGGACAUGCGUACAGGUCAAGUUGGUCAUACAAGAAUGACGAGGAUAUCGCGGCAGUGGCAGCGGCUAAAAGAGCCGAAAAAGAAUGCCGCCAGAGAGAACGUAAUCGUGUCAGAAACAGACAGAAAGGUACUCGACUUCCGGAGGAUGAAAGGUCGCCAUUAAUAAAGAUUGAUACUGUAUAAUUACUUAUUUUGUAUUUUUCAUAAACUUAUUGUUUAAAGUUUAUAUGGCAAUAAAUAUUUGAAUUUGAAUUUAAAUCUUUGUAGAUUCCAUUGUUGUACCUUGACAACAUUCAUUUUCAUAGACAACUACUUUUAUACAUCGGUGUUGAUACGAUUUAAAUGAUAUCUUGUUUGUUAAUUUCCAGUAAAUAAAAUAUGUAAUUGUAUAAAGCUAAGGUUCCAAAUCCCUCAGGCAAAGAUGUCAUUUGACUUAAAUUUUUUUCUGUUAUGUUUAAACCUUUGUUGCAAAUGUCGUGCCCACAUUAUGCAUAUACAAAACAUUUCAAAUGCAAAGAAUUUCAUUCUUGUCAUGAUUGUAAGCAUUGUGUAAAACUCACUUUUAAUUUUUCACUGCCUCUGUAGUGAAAAAACAAUUAUCCUGUAUGCAUGCCUUUUCGACAAAUGUGUCUUGGUAUUUUCGAAAACACAACUAUUCCCAAAUAUCUCAAGACAUGAUCAUUGGAUAUGAAUUGUGUUUUUAAAAUAAACAAAGAGGAAUUUUUUUUUGCCAAAAAUUAUAUAUAAAAUGUGACUUCUGAUUUAUAUGAAAGAAGCUCAACUGUUUUGCCUUGCAAUACUAAAAAAAGUAAAAAAUGAAAUCUGUAUGUCCAUUCUGAUGUAAACUUCUCUGUAUGUCCUUUAGAAUAUAAACUUCUCUGUAUGUUCGUUCGAAUGUAUCUUCAAUAGUGCACCAGUUGUUUGACGAUGAAGACUUGUAGUUAUGCGUAUAGACGUUUAUUGAGAUUAUUGUAAGUCCGUUUAUCUGGGUAAAAGGGGGUAAUUUUAUAAGUCAGAACUUUCGUAUAUUUGUCCAAAAGUCGUAAAAUAAUCUGUGUUAUUUAGAAGCUUUGAAUAUAUAUAUAUUAAAAUGAUUAAUACAAACGUUUUGACGAUUUCCAUGUGUUAUGUCCCUUACCUUUGUCCUUCAUUUUGCUUCAAGUAUUCAUUCAUGAAAUUAAAAUUUCAAUUUAAAUUUCAUAAAUUUUAACAUAAUUUUUGGGAUUUGAAAUUGACCAAAUAAUGAAAUAUGCUUACCUUAUAACUAGUUACUCUGAUUGAUCAUUGAUUAUAGUUGAAAUAAAGCAUUAUGCUUUCAAAGUACGACUAUCUACAUUGUUACUGAUUGUAUCAUACUUUAUUUACUUUUGUGUUAAUAUGUUAAUUGUUACCGUUAAUAAAUGUAUGACCUCCUCAAA
Molecule: messenger RNA, 5812 nt
Organism: Mytilus californianus (California mussel)
Lineage: Eukaryota; Metazoa; Mollusca; Bivalvia; Mytilida; Mytilidae
Product: chitin synthase chs-2-like
Exons: 22
Coding region: 159-4577 (1472 amino acids)
Cellular component (GO): cell septum; cell periphery
Molecular function (GO): protein binding; chitin synthase activity
Source: RefSeq, a predicted model, not a curated record